GAAUAAUUACAAAUAUGAAUAUCGGAUGUAUUUCGUAUGGUUAACGUGACUGAUGGGUCGUUUUCGAUGUUUCACUAUAAAAACAUGUCAUUGCUCUGUGGUAAAGCAUCCGGUACCACACUAUGGACUCUCUCUCCUCAUCUUUCAUUUCCAUUUUUUCCCAAUCAAACUCAACUGUUUCCCACCCACCACCAUCAUCGUCUUCACCGCCAUCUGCGCUAAGAGUCUUUUCAGUCAGGACUGAAGAAAAACCAGAAACCGUCACCAGUACCGCCACCACCAAAAGACCUAGUGGACCGAAAAAGCAACCAACCCUGAAUAUUAGAAAACGUGAAAGUUCAGUGGUGGUGGAUCAGUCUUUACCCGCCACCAUCUUUAAUGCUUUUGAUAGCAUCAUUAAUAACUUUAUUGAUCCACCGGCGAGGGUCUCAGUUGAUCCAAAACACGUUUUGUCUGAUAACUUUUCACCGGUGGACGAACUCCCUCCGACUGACUGUGAAGUCAUCGAGGGCACACUGCCAAGUUGCCUUGACGGUGCUUACUUCCGUAAUGGUCCGAACCCGCAAUUCCUUCCGCGAGGACCCUACCACCUCUUCGAUGGCGAUGGCAUGCUCCAUGCUAUUCGUAUCUCCAAUGGAAAAGCUUCGUUAUGUAGCCGAUACAUCAAAACAUACAAAUAUUCAAUAGAGAAAGAAGCGGGAUUCCCCAUUAUUCCAAACGUGUUUUCAGGGUUUAAUGGUGUGACUGCCUCUGCAGCUCGCAUGGCAGUCACUGCCGGCCGAUUUUUGGCUGGACAAUUUGACCCCACAAAAGGUAUUGGUCUAGCCAAUACCAGUCUGGCCUUUUUUGGCAACAGACUUUUUGCUCUGGGAGAGUCGGAUCUCCCAUAUGCCGUCAAACUAGCGCCCGACGGUGACAUAGUCACCGUCGGACGUGAGGACUUCGACGGCAAACUAUUCAUGAGCAUGACCGCUCACCCAAAAAUCGAUCCAGUAACGAAAGAAGCUUUUGCCUUUCGUUACGGUCCAGUCCCCCCUUUCCUAACCUUUUUCCGUUUCAACGAAAACGGAGAAAAACAAGCCGAUGUCCCGAUCUUCUCAAUGACAAGCCCGUCGUUUCUCCACGACUUCGCCAUCACCAAAAACUACGCGAUUUUUCCCGAGAUCCAAAUCGGGAUGAGCCCAAUGGAGAUGCUGGGUGGGGGAUCCCCGGUUAGCGCGGACGCUGGAAAGGUGCCUCGGCUCGGGUUGAUCCCUCGGUACGCGAAAGACGAGUCCGAGAUGAAGUGGUUUGAGGUUCCGGGUUUUAAUGUGAUACAUUGCAUCAAUGCAUGGGAGGAGGAUGGCGGAGAUACGGUGGUGAUGGUGGCUCCGAACAUAUUAUCGGUUGAACAUACGUUGGAAAGAAUGGAUUUGAUUCAUGCAUCGGUUGAGAAAGUGAAGAUUAAUCUGAAAACAGGAAUGGUAUCCCGGCACCCGCUUUCAACCCGGAAUCUUGACUUUGCGGUUUUAAAUCCGGCCUUUGUUGCCGUUAAAAACAGGUAUAUGUAUUGUGGAGUUGGUGAUCCGAUGCCAAAGAUCUCUGGUGUGGUCAAGCUAGAUGUGUCACUAUCCGAAGCAGACCGUCGCGAAUGCAUAGUUGCUAGCCGGAUGUUCGGGCCUGGUUGUUACGGUGGUGAACCAUUCUUUGUAGCUAGGGAGCCAGACAACCCCGAUGCGGAUGAGGAUGAUGGGUAUGUGGUUUCUUAUGUGCAUAACGAGAACACCGGUGAGUCAAGAUUCGUGGUGAUGGACGCUAAGUCACCGACGCUUGAGAUCGUCGCUGCCGUGAAGCUGCCCCACCGGGUACCAUAUGGUUUUCAUGGGCUCUUUGUUAGAGAAAGUGACAUUAACAAGUUGUGAAAAUUGAAUGGUCCAAGAUUAUUGUAAAAAGUAGAUGCUAUAGAUAUUUUUCCACUCACGGGCACAUGAUAUAUGUGUGUAUAAUAUAUGUAAAAUGUGAUCGAACAUAAAUAAAGUAAAACACACCUAUUUCCAUGUAAAAUAUCUUCAAGUAAAUAUAGUAAUAUUUACCUAA
Molecule: messenger RNA, 2076 nt
Organism: Helianthus annuus (common sunflower)
Lineage: Eukaryota; Viridiplantae; Streptophyta; Magnoliopsida; Asterales; Asteraceae
Product: probable carotenoid cleavage dioxygenase 4, chloroplastic
Exons: 2
Coding region: 123-1901 (592 amino acids)
Biological process (GO): carotene catabolic process
Cellular component (GO): chloroplast stroma
Molecular function (GO): carotenoid dioxygenase activity
Source: RefSeq, a predicted model, not a curated record